UGGGUGGGCCAUGAAGGCAGCACCACACUCCAUGUAACUACAUGUAAACUGUGGUCGUUCACAACCAGUCAAUGUGGGAUGGUGUGAACUUCACAGAGGAGCCUGAACUCAACACUUCUCUUUGACUUUAUAAUCCCACUGCUUUGAGAGUCACUGCUGGUGCGCGUCCUCCUCGUAAACUCACUUACAGUCAUAAUUAUAUAUUUAUGUGAGUGUAUGAGUGACAGUGCCAUGGCUGAGAUACCGCCACCUCCACCGCAGACGCAGCCGGUGGAAAUAGACCCGGACUUCGAGCCUCUCUCUCGGCCGCGGUCGUGCACCUGGCCGCUGCCCCGGCCGGAGCUCCUGGACCCGGCCGGCUCCAACACGUCCUCCCCGGCACCGUCGGUGCAGCAGGAGUCCGGAGGAAACCCCGAGUUCAUCAGCAGCCUCGGCUUGUUGGAGGAAGACUAUGAGGAGUACGAGGAGCAGAAGCCGCCGGUGAAGCCCUGCACUGAUUUCCACUGUCGGGACGGAAACGGCGUGCAACUGCAUCACCAGCACCGCCAUCACCUCCAGCAGCAGGUCCCAGGUCCGCAGCCGCCGCCGCAGCAACAGGUGCCUCCUCCCGCGGGAGUCUCACCUGUGGCCGGCUCCGCUCAGAGGAAGAGCGGCCUCAGCUCGUCCCGGAGAAACGCGUGGGGCAACAUGUCGUACGCUGACCUGAUCACCAAGGCCAUCGACAACUCUCCGGAGAAGAGGCUGACCCUGUCCCAGAUCUACGAGUGGAUGGUGAAGAGUGUCCCGUACUUCAAGGAUAAAGGAGACAGCAACAGCUCCGCCGGCUGGAAGAACUCCAUCAGACACAACCUGUCGCUGCAUAGCCGGUUUAUGCGCAUACAGAACGAGGGGACAGGAAAAAGCUCCUGGUGGAUGCUGAAUCCAGAGGGAGGAAAAAGUGGAAAGUCACCUCGACGCAGAGCUGCGUCAAUGGACAACAACUGUAAGCUGGCAAAGAGCAGAGGAAGGGCAACAAAGAAAAAGAUGGCUCUACAAGAAGGGGUUGAGGGAGGAGCUGGCAGCCCUGGUUCCCAGUACUCAAACUGGCUGGGGAGCCCAAACUCCCACAGCAAUGAGGACUUUGAAACCUGGAGCUCGUUUAGGACGCGCACCAGCUCUGAUGCCAGCACUCUGAGCGGUCACCAUUCGCCCUUUCCCCCUGAGCAGGAUGACCUGGGGGAGUCUGACGGCCACAUGAUUUAUUCCGGAGCAGUGGGGCCCAAGAUGACCUCCACUCUGCCCAGCCUGUCUGAGGUGGCUGGAACUUUGGGCCAACAUGACUCAGAGAUCGUCAUGGGGAGUCUGUUGGAUAACCUACAACUGCUGUCUCCUAAAAACCAAACGCUGGGUUCUGACUCCCCACAUUCCUCAAAUAGUGCCAUGCUUCAGAGUAGCCCUUACAGCUCAUCUGGCUUGACCCAGCACUCACAGCAGGACUACCGAAAGUGCAUGUACGGCCUAGUGGGGAUGAACUCCUUCUCCCCUACUCCCAUGCAAACUCUACCAGAGACCAAGCCAGGCUUUGGGGCUUAUGAGAACCAGUAUAUCUCCUCUGCUGGUCUCCUUAAAGAUUUGCUUACAUCAGAUGCAGACACCAGUAGGGACAUGAUGUCCUCUAGGGAUGCACUGGUGUCUCAGAUCGAGAUGGGAGGCUGCCUAAUGGCCACUUACAGCAGCCAGAGCCAUGUGGGCCAUCACAGUGGAGUCAAAAUGAUGAAUCUUCCGCAGAGGCACCCGGUUCCUCGUGUAAAUCCACAAGCUAUCCAUAACCAGGGACCUUCAACCUCACGAGACUUGAAUAGCUGUAACAUGAUCCCACUGACUACCCUGACUAGUCCUUCAGGGGCCUCUCCUCAAAUGACCAACCUGAGGACAUGCAUGCAGAUGCCCCGGGGACACCCAGCACACGCCCACAAUGUCUCAGUGAACUAUAGCAGAAGCAACGGCUACAGGGAACUUAACUUGGUUCACCCGCACGGUCAUCAUCAGGAGCGGCUUCCCAGUGACCUGGACAACAUGUCUAUCGAGAGAUUCGAAUGUGACAUGGAGUCCGUCCUCCAUGACACGCUCAUGGACGGCGGUGCGUUAGACUUUAACUUUGACCCUGCAGCUGGGCAUCAUGGGUUUCCCCAAAGAGUGAAGACCACCACACACAGCUGGGUGUCAGGCUAGAAUACAUGAUGGGUCACCAAAAGGGGAAACUGACAAUGAGUCUGGCAGUUAUCUCAGCAUCAUGCUCACAACCAUAACGUGAUUGGAACAUGUAAAUCCAAAGAAGCUGCAUCCAUCUCUCCCCACAGAGCAUCUGACACAGUUCUUUUACAAACGUUUGCAGUUGUAGCUCCAUGUAUAAAAAUUGGAUGUUCUUACUUCUCACUAGAGAGGAUCAUCAUCAUUCAGAUAUAGAAUGAAAACAUAAUUGUUGUCAUUCAUAACAGAACUGAAGAUCUCUAGAAAAAAACUGAAUGACAGACGAGCCUUAUUUUGCAAACUAGUCUUUUUUACAUGCCUGUGAGUAACUGGAAAUAUGUAAUAUUUGUUUAUUUUUUAUUUGUGAUACGUUGAAGUGUGCUGGACAAAAAAGCGUAGAGCAUCCAUUUCUCAAUAUAUAUGAUUUUGGUCCAGUCUGGUGCCAUUUGAUGAAAGGGGCCAGUAAUGGAUGCCAGCUUGAAAUUCAUUGAUUUGAAGAUGUCACUGAAAUCUUUUUAUUAAUGUUGAAUAUCCAAAAAUCUGCCAAACCAGGAUGUUCUCCAUGGUCUGAUCAGUGGAAAGAUUUUCAGAUAAAGGUAGCAUCCAGCCCUCACUGGCAAAUUACUACUCAGAUGUUAACCCUAGUGAUAUAAUUUGGCUUAAAUGUUAGAUAAACCAGUGUAUCAUCUGCAUAGAGAUUCACAUCAACAUUAUUUAAAUCAUAAUUUUAUAAUAAACUCAGAGGAAAGUACUGUGACAAAAGGAUAAAUUCAAGAGGAGAUAUCUAACCAACACCUCACAGCAGAUUAAUAUCACAUGUCAUGUUACAGUGCUGGCAAAUUAAGGGCUGUAGUCAAAUAAUCAGCUAUAUCUGCUCACCAGAGAUCGUGAGUCAAACUGCAUCUGUGACUGAAUUAAAUUCAUCAAUCAUAUACUGAAUGAAGAUAUUUAUUUAAAUGUUUUUUGUUGGAUUUGUUGCAGCUCUUUACUUGUAAAAAGAUGUGUACCUGUGCUGUGUACAAUACUUAUUUGAGUUACAUGAUGUUUUUGUCCUGUAUUUAAUUAGGGCCCGAGCACCGAAUGGUGAGAGGCCCUAUUGUUGUAUAUGAAACUAAUACAUAUGAAGGAAUUUACAGCUACACAGUUGCCUUCCAAAAACUCUGGAAUGAAAAUGCAUAUCAAACAUCCAAAGCUAGUAUAAAAAAAACCUGCACCAAUGUUUCCAUGCUGUUAUCGAGAGCUGUUUAAAGAAUGUGAGUGUCGGGGAAUAUGAUCAAUGAGAUUAACGAGUAUCUGCACGUUAAGGUUGGUUUCAUUAGACUUCUUAAUUAUGAAUGUUGCUGUCAGGGGGAAAACCUCCCAUUUCUCUACAAUCACACAAACCUCUGUAGGAAAGUCUGUCCUGCAUGAAUCUGUAAAAACAUUCUAAAAACUGCUUUGGUUAAACUCAAAUUACAUGGUGAUCAAUUAAAGCUGUUCCCAUCACUUUCUGAUAAAUGGACCUUCUGGGAAUGUUGGGGAUUUCCAACUGACCAAGACUUCAGAGUAGCUCUUUACUCCACCAAACCUAUUUCAAGGAAAAUGUUCCAGUUCAUUGUGCCUACAUGGUCUCACAGACCUAUAAUGUUGUACAUAUUAUUUUCUGUAGCACAUUUUUGUAUAUGAAGAUUUUAAAUGAUGUUUUACUCUUUUUGUAUGACUGUAUUAAGAAUGGUUGUUUACAAAUCCCAGUCCAACCUAUAUCAAUAAAUAAAUGAACACUCAUACCUCAAAAUACUGUACCUCUGAAGUGUUGAAGGGUUUUUCCUACCAUUUUUUCUCAGUGAUGUAUUGGAUUCAUCUUCAUAUUUGUACAUAUUUUUUGUAUUUGAUUAAGGCUGAAACCAGUUAUAUUUGGAUCUUUUCACCAGUCUUUCCCUUUCUAAUGUUUGAAGAUUAUAGCCAUUAGUCUAUAGUAAAUGUGAUUGGACACCACAGUAUAGAGAAUUUAAAUUAAACAAAAUGUGUGAGACGUUAUACAUUUCGAAAGACUGUUUUUUUCUAUGUGUAUCUAUAUGUUUAAGACUGGUAUCACAAAAUAUAAACGUGUGAAUAAUG
This is a messenger RNA of Pleuronectes platessa (European plaice), 4326 nucleotides long. Its product is annotated as forkhead box protein O1-A. The record is from RefSeq and is a predicted model, not a curated record. Gene Ontology annotation, cellular component: nucleus. The transcript is spliced from 4 exons. Gene Ontology annotation, biological process: regulation of transcription by RNA polymerase II. Bases 217 to 2211 code for a protein of 664 amino acids. Gene Ontology annotation, molecular function: DNA-binding transcription factor activity, RNA polymerase II-specific; RNA polymerase II cis-regulatory region sequence-specific DNA binding. NCBI's taxonomy places the organism in Eukaryota, Metazoa, Chordata, Actinopteri, Pleuronectiformes, Pleuronectidae.